Clonostachys rhizophaga is the source of this 1056-nucleotide messenger RNA. Lineage: Eukaryota; Fungi; Ascomycota; Sordariomycetes; Hypocreales; Bionectriaceae. The record is from the annotation of a GenBank genome assembly.
AUGGUUCCUCCUACGCAGAACCUCAACCUCGAUGUUGAGGCCAUCUCUGGCAUCUGCGGAUCGGUCUCAAUCGCUUGCUGGGUCGUCGUUUUCUCCCCGCAGAUCAUCGAAAAUUUCCAAAAGAGCAGCGCAGACGCACUCUCUGUGCAAUUCGUCAUAAUAUGGCUCCUGGGUGAUGUCUUCAACAUUCUGGGCGCUAUCCUGCAGGGUGUGCUCCCCACCAUGAUCAUCCUGGCCUUCUACUAUACUAUCGCGGACCUUGUGCUUCUGAUUCAAUGCUUCUACUAUCGCGGAUUCACGUGGCGUGACGAGCCGGUCCCUCCAAAGCGCAACGACACUCUUCCCAACGGCGAGCCGAACGAACGAACAUCUCUUCUCCCGUCGCCAAUUUUGGGAAUAAACGAACGAAGAGGUUCAGACUGGUCAGGGCUGUCUCCAGCUGUACCACACUUUCCCACUACCCCUACCCCGCCUUCUCCUCCCACGAUCCUCCAGACUUUGAUUUGGAACACUACCAUUAUCCUUAUGGUCAUCGCUGCCGGCGUGUUGGGUUGGUUUCUGGGGCAAAAGGCCACCGGUGGUGAUGGGGAUUCGCCAUCAAAGGGCAGCGAACCUCUCGAGUUCAAUGCGCUGGGUCAAUUCUUCGGAUGGCUCUGCGCAGUAUCCUACAUUGCUUCGAGACUACCCCAGCUCAUCUUGAAUUGGAGGCGCAAGACUACGGACGGCCUUAGCAUGCUAUUCUUCCUCUUCGCCUGCCUGGGCAACCUAACCUAUGUUCUUUCUAUCGUCGCAUAUGAGCCGAAGUGCCAGAACGAAACCUGCGAAUCUGGCGAGGCUGCCAAGAUCUACGGCAAGUACAUUCUGGUUAACCUCAGCUGGCUGGCGGGAGCACUGGUAACCCUUCUCCUGGACCUUGGUGUCUUUGCCCAGUACUUUAUGUAUGACAAGUCUGGCAGUGAUGGAGACAGUUCCGACAUUGAUUCGUCCAACGAUCGAGCUAUCGAAGAUGAGGACAUUGAUUGGGAACCUCGUCCUUUGCUGUCAAGGCACGACUAG